AUGUCUACCAAAACUCAAUCUCGCGGAUCCUCACCCAGCAUGUCUGCUCGACCCAAACUCAUGAGAGCACAUGCCACAGCACCUUCCCUCGUCACCGGCAAUGCCUCGCGUAAGGAUCUCGCUACGCUCCAUGCUUCGACCAAAGCGGCGUCGAUUCUCACGAGGGUGGCUAGCUACUCGGCUCAGCAAGAUCACAUGAAUGGAGGGAGCUCGAGGAGAGAUAGCGGCAGUGCGUAUUCGACGCCUGGAAAUCGCAGUCCUCGGAGUCCGGAGAGCGGCAGCGGAUUGGCCAGGAGCUCAGCGGGCUACUUUAGCUUUCCCUCGUUUGAAGAUUUUCAAGGAUACCAAGAACCAAAUGAGAGGAUGGAACGAAAGAGCGUCUCAUGAGAGGCUCUUCACAAAUCACUUGCUUGGAUAGUCAGGAUGGAGAAAAGAGAUGGAGAAAAAAAAAGUACAUAAGUGGGACGAGACGAUCGUCCUUCAUCAUCAUCAUAGUAAUAGGUUCUUGGGCUGGUUCUUGGGACGGACAGAUUUCGAUAUUCGGAUAUUCUUUGAUACCUUUUUCCGUGCAGCAGCACACGGAUGGAAUGGACACAUACACGGACGGACGGGAUAAGUGUUCAGGGCGUCCGGAACACGGGACCGGUGGUAAUUCUUUAGUAAAAAGUACAGUACGGGGUGGGUCGAUUCGAUCACGAAUCCGAGGAUCUCUCUCGGCAAUUCCGGGGUGAGCUUCUGCGUUCCCGUCUCGGAUGUUUGACGGAUGAGGGAUUGCUGUCGAUCGGAUUGGAACGAAUGGGAUGUUGUCCCCCUGGGGUAAACAGUGCUCCGUAUAUAUGGGUUAAUGUUUGAUUCGGUGUACAUUGGGAAUCUGUAUUUAUGGCUGGCAUUCCUUCCUUACACUAUAUACCCUUUCAUAUAUACAUUGGUCUUGGGCGUUGGUAUUUAUUCAAAGAAAUACCUGGUAUUUAUUUAACAAUCUAAUCGAACACUUUAAAAAUA
Messenger RNA from Botrytis sinoallii, 1002 nucleotides. RefSeq lists its product as uncharacterized. The transcript is spliced from 2 exons. The record is from RefSeq and is a predicted model, not a curated record. Lineage: Eukaryota; Fungi; Ascomycota; Leotiomycetes; Helotiales; Sclerotiniaceae. The coding region runs from base 1 to 387 and encodes 128 amino acids.